Colletotrichum chrysophilum is the source of this 867-nucleotide messenger RNA. RefSeq lists its product as uncharacterized. The record is from RefSeq and is a predicted model, not a curated record. Gene Ontology annotation, molecular function: oxidoreductase activity. Lineage: Eukaryota; Fungi; Ascomycota; Sordariomycetes; Glomerellales; Glomerellaceae. The coding region runs from base 1 to 867 and encodes 288 amino acids. The transcript is spliced from 5 exons.
AUGGCGACGACAAAGUACACCCUGGCCACCAGGCUUACUCUGGCCAAUGGCAAGACCAUCCCUCAGAUCCAGCUGGGUCUGUACUGCAUGUCCGGCAAGGAAGCCACCAAGACCAUUCCUUGGGCUCUGAACGCCGGCUACCGCGGAUUCGACUGUGCGCAGAUGUACCGCAAUGAGCGCGAGUCUGGCAAGGCGAUCAGCGACUACCUGUCCAGCAGCGAGAACGCCCAGGGCUUGAAGCGUGAGGAUGUUUUCUACACGACCAAGCUCGCUAGCUGCAGCACUUCUUAUGACGAGGUUCGCCGUUCCAUCACGGAGUCCGUGAAAGUUUCCGGUCUAGGCUACGUCGAUCUCUUCCUCCUCCACAGCCCGUACGGCGGCAAGGAGGCACGCUUGACCAGCUGGAAGGCCCUGGAGGAUGCCAUCACUGAGGGCGAGGUGAAGAUGGGAGGUGUCAGCAACUACGGUUCUGCCCACAUUGAGGAGCUCAUGGCCUCCAAGCCCCGCAUUGCCCCGGUCAUCAACCAGAUCGAGGUUCACCCCUUCAACACCCAGACCAAGAUCAGGGAAACUUGCGCCAAGCACAACAUCGCCAUUGAGGCGUACGCGCCCCUGGCCCGCGGAAUGCGCAUGAAGCACCCCAAGAUCUUGGAGCUGGCUCAGAAGUACGGCUGCAGCCCGGCUCAGCUGUUUGUGCGCUGGUCUCUCCAGCAUGAGAUGAUCACUCUUCCCAAGAGUGUCCGCCAAGAGCGACUUAUUGAGAACGCUAGUGUUGGAAACUUUGAGAUUUCCAAGGAAGACCUGGCCGAGAUGGACGGUCUUGAUGAGAGACUUGUGACUGAUUGGGAUCCCACUGAGGCCCCUUGA